Molecule: messenger RNA, 1500 nt
Organism: Rosa chinensis
Lineage: Eukaryota; Viridiplantae; Streptophyta; Magnoliopsida; Rosales; Rosaceae
Product: ubiquitin recognition factor in ER-associated degradation protein 1
Exons: 10
Coding region: 213-1214 (333 amino acids)
Cellular component (GO): VCP-NPL4-UFD1 AAA ATPase complex
Molecular function (GO): polyubiquitin modification-dependent protein binding
Source: RefSeq, a predicted model, not a curated record
AACUCUUGAUCAAAAUCUCUACUUUCUAGAUUAACACCAACCACAAACUCCUCUCUCUGUUCUUUUUCUUCUGGGUUUUCGAUUCUCAAUGCUUUUUGGUCCUAGACUCAUAUACUCAGAUACUGGAUUUCUUCUAGUUUUGUUCCCUUUUUCAACUCUGGAUUAACAAUCAGUGAUCUUUUGGGCAUUCCAAACUUCUGCGAGUAUGGCUCAUGAAUAUCCUCGCAGUUCAGGCUUUGAGCAGAGUUAUCGUUGUUACCCUGUCUCGUUCAUCGACAAGCAACAUCUGGAAAAGGGUGAUAAAAACGCAUGAUAGUAUCCAAUACUUGUUUGGUUUCUUUUUCCUUCCAGUUAUAAUGCCUCCCUCAGCUCUCGAUCGCCUCGCAUCUAUGCACGUGGACUACCCUAUGUUGUUUGAACUUAACAAUGCUACUGCUGGACGAGUUACUCAUUGUGGGGUCUUGGAAUUUGUUGCUGAUGAGGGCCUCAUAUAUGUACCAUACUGGAUGAUGGAGAACAUGCUCCUACAAGAGGGAGACAUUGUUCAAGUGAAGAACAAAAGCCUGGUAAAGGGAACCUAUGUGAAGUUGCAGCCCCACACCAAGGACUUCCUUGAUAUUUCAAACCCCAAAGCCAUUUUGGAGACUACAUUGAGGAGCUACUCUUGUUUAACCACUGGUGACACUAUCAUGGUUCCUUAUAACAAUAAGAAGUAUUACAUUAACAUAGUUGAAGCAAAACCCUCAUCUGCAAUCAGUAUCAUUGAGACAGACUGUGAGGUUGAUUUUGCCCCUCCUCUUGAUUACGUGGAACCUGAAAAACCAACUCCGUCAACGUCAUCUACUUUGCCAAAGAAGAGACCACAAGAAGCUGAAGAAGAACCAGUUCAAAAGGUUGCAAGAUUCAAUCCAUUUACAGGUUCAGCAAGGCGAUUGGAUGGAAAGCCUUCGACGGAAUCAGUUGCACCAGUUUCCUCUCCCAUACUUAAGCAGCACCAACUGGAGGGUGAAAACGGAGCCAAGGAUUCCAAGCCAUCAACUUCUGCUUCACGCCAACGUUCUGGAAAGCUUGUGUUUGGUUCAAAUUCCAACCAGCCCACAAAGGAAGCCCCAAAAGCUGCUCCAAAGAAACAAGAGUCAUCUGAGAAGGCAGAAGAGGAAAAAGAGACAAAGUUCCAAGCAUUCACAGGGAAGAAGUAUUCUCUGAAAGGGUGAGGUUAGGCAUUAGCCUUCAUCCCAAAAGAAAAAAAAAAUGCGGGCUAAAUGAAGGCAUUUCUUCCAUCUAUUCUUUUUCAGGAGACAAAAAGGUCAAGUGAUUUUGGCAGUUGAAGGACCAAACGCAGAAUGUUCCUGCACAUCUUCUUUUGACAUUAUGUAGAUAUCCAUCCUGUAAUUUUUUAAGUAGAACUUUGUUUAUAAUUUAUGAUUUAGAUUAUAUUUAUUUUCUACAAUCAUCCACUGCAAUUUUAUGCUCAUUGUCUAUUAUUUGAAAUUACAUCCA